GUUGUGUAUUAUAAUACUGUAGUUAUUAUAUGUAUUGUUGUUAUCAUAUUUGGUGAUCAUUUGUAUGUAAUUUUAUGACCAAAUCUUUGUUGUGAUUCAAACAUACGAUUAAUUGAUGGGUUGGUGGGAUUGGGAGAUCCCCGAUAAGUGGACAUAUAAGCCUAUAUGGCUGCCGCCGUACUACUGGCCGGCCGGUAUAACACCGAAUCUUCACUCGCAAUACACCAAACGUGAGAUCAAACAAGAGUUAGGAGAGAUACCGCCGCCGCCCAAGAAGUACUACUUCUUCGACACUCCAGACUAUGCCGACUGCCAUAAGAAGAUAUAUCAAUACACAUACUUUGGUUUUAAGUUAGGUAGUGCUGUGGCUUUGAUCGAUAUUGUCGGUGGAAGACAAUUGUCUUAUUUAACAGCAAUGGGUCGCAUAGCCGGACACUUGGGUCGCUUCGGUGGAUCAUUGGGCAUAUAUGCGGCCACAGUGUGUUGUGUGGCUAACCUGAGGGGCAAAAAACACGAUUGCUAUGACGUUCCGAUGAACCAUAUGUUAGGCGGGGCUUCGAUCGGACUUAUUUGGGGAUAUAAAACUCACAGUGUGGCUUAUGGUUGUAUCGUUGGAGCUGCCGGUGCUUUAGCCGGAGUAUUAAAUCUUAGGGCAAACUAUCCGACUCCUAAUUACCCGAACGGAUGGCUAAUAUUUCCAGACGAAUCUCUUCUCGACGAAAGAGAAGAAAAUGCAACACUCGGUGGCCGUAAUUUCCGCGACCAACGACUCAGUUGGAAACUUCAUGAUCCCGGCCGUAGAGGACUCGAGUGAAACACCCAAUCGGUACUACAUAUUAGGCUUUUGUGUUAAUUAUUAUCUAUUAUUAUUAUUAUUGCUUAUAUUAGUUAACAAAAUUAAGAUUAUAUUUACUGUAAUUAGAUUUUAAUUGAUAG
This is a messenger RNA of Oppia nitens, 936 nucleotides long. RefSeq names its product NADH dehydrogenase [ubiquinone] 1 alpha subcomplex subunit 11-like (gene ND-B14.7). The coding region runs from base 116 to 814 and encodes 232 amino acids. The record is from RefSeq and is a predicted model, not a curated record. The transcript has 4 exons. Lineage: Eukaryota; Metazoa; Arthropoda; Arachnida; Sarcoptiformes; Oppiidae. Gene Ontology annotation, biological process: mitochondrial respiratory chain complex I assembly.